This is a messenger RNA of Darwinula stevensoni, 438 nucleotides long. Lineage: Eukaryota; Metazoa; Arthropoda; Ostracoda; Podocopida; Darwinulidae. The record is from the annotation of a GenBank genome assembly.
AUGAGCUGCGGGCGACUGGAGCAAAAGAAGCUCCCCUGCUUCUGCAGUGGACAGCUGACAAUGCAAUAUGAAGCAUGGCCGCCCCCACUCCACCACGAGUUUACCCUUCUUAGUGCAUCAAUAACGGACAGACCCAAAGAAAGAGCCCUCCGUGAGCAGGGCCCUGAAGCAAACACACAUGGAGGAUUUGAGACGGCGGUCGAGUACUUGAAGGCAAGUAUGGACGAUGAACACGAUGGUAGUGAUACAGAGGUUAAAAUGUUACCAGUUGAGGAAAUGGAAGUUCAUCCGCAGUCGAAGAGGAGCAGCAAUGUUGGAGCAGACAGAGGAUGGAUGGCCACUUAUGAUGAAGAUCGAUGUGAGUCGGAUGCAGGUCGCUGCUUAUGCCUUCUCUCCAAUUUUGUCCAGUCUGUCCUCUCCCUCGUAUUGUGCCACUAG